UUUCGUAUGCUGCUGUCCAGUCCGGAUGCCUGUUACCGUCUACUGGAGAGACUAGGGGACGGCGGGUACGGGGAGGCAGCUCUGUUUCAAGGCAAGAGAAGGCAGUCUAAAAGUCAGCUAAAUAACUGGGACCCGUCACAUGGCUUCAGGCUGGAGGAGAGUGCCACCGUCACCGUCAACAACCUUCUGGAAGAUUCGUCGUUAAGGGAACAAAACGCUCUCUACCAGAGAUACAUUAACGAGAACCGGGAGGUACUGAAGAAAGAGCUGGGCUUGACUGAAGAGGACAUUAUCGACCUGCCGCAGUUGUACCGGGAAGUGAGAGAGCCUAGCGUUGACACGCCGGGGCGAGCGGCUGCAGCCUUUCCGAACCUGGUGAACAUGAUAGUUCUAGGAAAAUUCCUGGUCAUCCCAAAGCCCUUCGGUCCUAUCAUCAACGGCACAUGCGCGUUGGAACAACACGUGACGUCACUGCUGGAACCUUUGGGGACUGACCUGCGACUUCCUGGAUGACUGGUACUCCUAUCAGGUGUUCCUGGGCGAGGUGCAUUGUGGGACUCAAGUACGACGACAGCCACCCGCCUUUAAGUGGUGGGAGAUGGUCCUUUGAUAUCUAUGGAAUUGAGGUUUCUCAAAAGGCAUUUCCUGAAUAAAAUCUAAAUCUUUACGAA
Branchiostoma floridae (Florida lancelet) is the source of this 671-nucleotide messenger RNA. RefSeq names its product protein-arginine deiminase type-4-like. Bases 7 to 513 code for a protein of 168 amino acids. Gene Ontology annotation, molecular function: calcium ion binding; protein-arginine deiminase activity. The record is from RefSeq and is a predicted model, not a curated record. Gene Ontology annotation, cellular component: cytoplasm. NCBI's taxonomy places the organism in Eukaryota, Metazoa, Chordata, Leptocardii, Amphioxiformes, Branchiostomatidae. The transcript has 5 exons.